Messenger RNA from Salpingoeca rosetta, 1227 nucleotides. RefSeq lists its product as uncharacterized. The record is from RefSeq and is a predicted model, not a curated record. NCBI's taxonomy places the organism in Eukaryota, Choanoflagellata, Craspedida, Salpingoecidae. Gene Ontology annotation, cellular component: synaptic vesicle membrane; neuromuscular junction. The coding region runs from base 92 to 682 and encodes 196 amino acids. The transcript has 5 exons.
CCUUCUGGUGGCGACGAUCCAACAUCAGCGCGUCCAAGACGACAUCGACGGUUUUGUGUAACAUCAUCAUCAUCACACAGCAACAGCGACAAUGACUGCGGCUCAGUCCUUCUUCCUCCAGCCCGCCACCAUCCUACGGAUGUUGGAGAUUUUGUGCGCCAUCAUUGUGUUUGGUGUUAUUGCUGACAAUGGCAAGGUUGGCGGCAGCAGUAUCUUCAACAGCAACGAGGAUGCCAACGGGCUCGGUAUCGCCAUUGGUGUCAUGGCCUUCAUCGCCGCGUCCCUCAUCCUGGCUGUCGGCUUCAUCUCGGUCACCUCCAGCCUCUUUGCACAGAACCAGCGCGUCGUCAGCAUUGCCGUCUUCGGUCUCGACGCGUUCUUCUCGCUGAUGUGGUUCAUCACGAUGAUUGUGCUGGCUGCGGAGUGGGGCAAGGUGAACAAGAGCGGUUCCAACAAAUACGUCAACGCGGGCAACUCCGCUGUCGCAUUCAGCGUCUUCAGCUGGUUCCUCUGGAUGGGCUCUGCGUUCUUUUCGUUCCGCAAGAUGUCUGAGCCCGAGGUUGAGACGUACGACUACAUGGGCCAGGCCGACCCCUCCCCCUCGGUCCAAUACGAGCAGUUCCCGGACCAGGGCGAUGUCCCGGCCCCAUACGAGGGCGCAGCAGACGUGCCCCCCUUCUAACUUCUUACCCCCUCCCGGCUUUGUUUGUGUCGUGGAAUUGGGUGUGUUGUCACGGGUGUGUUGCGUUUCUGUGUUGUCGUGGCGUUGUUGAAUAUCGUUUGCGUGCUGUGCCUCGUGUUUCGUUUGAUUGCUGUCCUGCCGUGUUGGUCGCUGCCGCUGCUGCUGCCCGGUGUCAGCAGUGCCCCUGCCCUCCCCCUUGCUGCGAGCGGAUGUUUCAGUUGCGCUCCGAAAGGGAGGCCCAAUGGCAUGUCACAUCACGUCCCUUUGCCAUUGUGUCCUCUUGGUCUUGGUUGUCCACUUUGUCAUCGUAAUCGAUCCCCCAGUUGCUCGUCAUCGUUCUUGUUGCACUGUUGUUGUCUGUUGUCUGUUGUUGUUUGUUGCUUUCUGUUGCGUGCACCUUCGUGCCUUGCGUGUGUUGUACUUUUUUCCCCUCAGCAAUGCUAGCCAUUCAUACGUGUGCGUGUUUUUUUUUGUUUGUGUGCAUAGCUGUUGAUGCUCGCGUGGUCUUUUUUGUGCUUGGACGAUGCAUUAGAUAUUCGUGGCUG